GCAAAACGACCGGGUGUGUCUUGAGCUCCCUUUUCUGUCUCAUUCGGGUAGACGAAUACUGCCCUCUAUCGUCUGCAUAAUGCGGCCUCGCGUCGCGUUCCGCCUAAUUAAAUAUGGCAAAAAAACAGGACUUCAUAACAAUUGAAUAGAUUCUAGAUACGAGCAUUUGAUUUUCACCGUUUUUUAUGCGAUAUUUUGUGGGACGCCUUCUAGCCAAGAAGGAUGAGUCGGGCUGGCGUGGGCUCUCUCUUCUACCUGCUUUACUCAGGGACCUGCUUGACACAGGCCAAAGAGUUCUGCUUUGGGGUGAAUAAUGAGCCAUACCGCUGUGAGAUGGGGUACUGCUGUGGUGAGACAGAAUGCUGCACCUACUACUAUGAGCUCUGGUGGUUUUGGCUUGUGUGGAGUGUCAUCAUCAUGCUCAGCUGCUGUUGUGCCUAUAGGCACAGGCGAGUCAAAAUGCGUCUGCAACAAGAACAGCGGCAGAGGGAAAUCAGCUUGAUGGCAUACCAGAGUGCCUCUAGCACAUUUAUUUCUCCACCACCCAUCAACUUCAGAUUCUGGACAAACUGCAAGCUUCCCGCUUACGAGGAAAUAGCAGGUCAUCCACCAACCCCUCCUCCCCCCUACUCCGAAACAGAUGGCAGCCCUGGUCCACAUGCUGACAUUCUCCUAAGCCCGCCAAGCUCAGUGCUACUGAUGGUGAAUUCACCAGCACAAACACAAGAGGAGGAGCCUACCAGCUGCAGCCAAGACAUUACAGCCCCUGGAAACGAGGAGCCUAAUUUAAACUCGCCAAACUCUCACUCUGCUUCUUUAGGAGAAGAGGUAAAUGAUUUGGAGGGAGCACUGGAUCGGCACGUCCAAGAAGAAAGCGCCCCAGAGUCUCCAGGUUCAGAGCCCCUUGGUGUAGAGGGUUUGGAGGAUCCAAGCACGCGCAGGAGACAUGUGACUGGUGACUCUGGCAUUGAGGUGUGCAUCUGUCACAUGGAUGACAACUCUGGCUCAGAGGAUGAUGAUGGAGAAUGCUGUCAGGCUAGGAUCCCAAAAACUGCUGAGCAGGGAGCCAGUAAGCAGACAGAAUCUGUUGCUAAGGCAACAGAGAGAAGUCACCUGGUGUAGACAAGUUGUGGCUUUCAUCCCAAUGUCACGUCCUUAGAUCAGAUAUUCUUUGAGAGGUAAUGUGACAAUGAAAAGUAGUCUUGAUCAGAUGAUUUAUCUGACGGUCAGAAGUCUCAUGAACACUGGUUAAACGGAGAGUCUUUUGGAUGUGAGCGUGACUAGUGUGUGGAAAGCUUAAGCAAAUGCAGCCAUUGCUUUUCUUUUCCUUAAUUGAGCCAUCUAUAUUGUUUCACUAAAUAAGAGCAUCUAGGAAAGAUGAAUAAGAAUAUGUUGACUUGGCACCUGAUUGAGCUGGUCAAGCAAAUUUGGAUUGUGCUUGCACUAUUUCAUUCCCUCCCCUCACAAGCCAAGUCUACUGGAACCGUUCAGAAGGAUGCCAAUAUGGUGAAACAGCUUACAUAUUAUUAUUUUUUUCUUUUUUACUAUGUAGGCAUUUUCAGCAAGUUCUGCAGCACUGAUGGUUUGAAAGCUGUUUUUUAGACAGACAGAAAGUAGCCAAUGUGUCAUAUCCAAUCACGCUAGUCACUCAAAGAAGGAAUAUUUGCGAGGUUGAAUGCUAAUACUGGGAUAGGUUAUGCAAUACCACACACGAUUUUUACACACCUUCCUUUAUAUCCGAGUGCUUUAUCUGUUAGUCAUGGCCAAUACUCUCUUGGAGUAGCUCUGAGGUAUACAUGGUUUUUUUCUUUUUUAUUAAUUUGCUGUGAUCCUGCUUAAAAAGAGAGCUUUUUUUUCUGUCAUUUCAAGUACCAGAGUGUACUUUAGAGAAUUAACAUCUAUUUAUCUUGAGCAAGCUAUCAUCUUAUUCAGACAGAAACACUGGUAUCUGAUUGUUGAGGGCUUUCAUGAGUCUCCAUAAUCUCUUCAUCUUAAUUAAUUUUGCUAGCCUCCUGUAGCUUGUCACGGCACUUGGAGGAUAAGCGACUGGCCCUCGAAUGGAGUUUCCACUCACUUCAAUGGGCAACGUGCACUGUAAAUUGAAAGCGAUCUGGCAGCCCUUCAACUGCCGAGAGGCCUAGGUGCCCUUGUAUGUUUUGUAGGGUCUAGUGAAACAUUUCUUUCUGGUGCUAUUUUGCACAACUUUUGACUGUUAUUUCUUAGGCUGUGGGGAAAUGCUCUGACUUGGAAAAGCACCAGAAUUUAAACACUGCAUGGCCUGGCUUGUCCAUGCAGAGCCGCUUCCCUCACGCCACAAGUUUAUGAUGUCUCUUUGAUUCCUUAAAGCCAGUGGGUGCCUGCAUUCUUCAUGGUUGCCUGGCAAUGGCAUGUCCAUGAUUAAGAAAGGGCUAUUUCAAUUUUUUUUAGUGUGUGUGUGUGUUAGUGUAUUUUUUUUUUCAACAGCACAGGAGCAAUUGAGACAGUUUGCUUCUUUUGUGCCAUGAAACAAACCAGAGAUUUUUUUUUUUUAAUGAAGCAGGCAGGCAUGGUGCUAUGACGAUGCCAGCCACAUACGUCUAUGCACCUUUAUAUUGAUGUGAGUCAGAGUGAUAAAGAGUCAUGCAACUGGUCACCUCGGCUUCCUGGUGUGCAGUUCACAACCUCUGGUCUCAAUUUGCACUUAAAAGCCAGGGGUGCGCCAUGUCAGCCGUGGAGAACCUCAUGUGGUUGCUGUUUAUUUCUUACAGUCAGUUUUUAUUAUCUAGUUACAGUACUUCUAACAGAUACUGGAGAAACCUUUUUAAAAAGAAAAUCCAAUUUGUUUAACCAGAAGUCAUUUCCUGCCUUUAUUUGGAUUCCUGGUUUAAGUAGUCAACUUGUCCAAGUCUUUAGGUAGACAAAAAUGCAGACAAGGUAAUGUUUUUCUGAGGACUGCAUUUUGUAAAGAGACGUUAACUUCUACGUGUGUGUGUGUGUGUGUUUUUAAAAAACAGCCUAUUUUUGAUGAGCAUAUUACCAGCGCACAAAUCCUCUGAGCAAGUCCUCAGAACCUAUCAUUUGUGCCUGUGUUUGCUCAUCGGCUGCUACUUUAAAUAAAAAAAGCUUUGAAGAAUAAGAAAUUAACUGAAUUGUUUGGUAAAAGAAGACAUUUGAGAAAAUGAAAGUGACAUUUUUUGAGAAAACAGACCUGCAUUUUGAUUUAGCAUUAGUUCAGUUAAAAGCAGGAAUUGACUUCCAGUGCAGGGAUUUGUUGGAAUAAACCGCAGCAUUUGUGUUGGGUCAUUUACUGAGUUUGAGGACCACUGUUGUGAAGGAUUCCCCCUUUUCCAUCACAAGAAGGCACUUGCAGAGUUGCUUGUUUUAGGAAUUUAGGAUAGAUACUUUUUUUUUUUUCUUUUUAAAGUGAUGCUGAACUGGUGUCUUAGGAACAACUUGUUGUCUCAUCUUGUAUUGGUCAUAUAAUCUAACCCUACAGGUUUAUAUUUUUUGCAGUGAUGUGUAAUUGCACCGCUGGCAGGGACUGUUCCACUACUGCUUUCAGAUUUGCUUUGACUUCUGCACUGCGAAAUUCUCAGAAGGUAAUUAUAACUCAUUAGACUGCCAGUGGACUCCACUGUGGUCCCUAAAGGCACUUUUAGUUUGGGGUGCACUGAAUUACUAUAACCAGACCACUAGCACUUGUUUCAAAUUAUGCGAAGGGUUAAGCAAUAUGUAGCAUAUCAGUAACACUUUCAGGUCAGACAAUCAGCCUUCCAGUCGUAUAACGCAGAGAUCAUUCUGGGGCGCUCUUGUAUGAAACCGCUGUGCACAGUGAACCAGCCCAAGGCAGGGCUGAGCGUUCAGUGACUCACAUUUGGUUUUCCUUGAUUAAAAAAUGAAAAAAUAACCUGGCCCAGUUGAACUGCAUGUGUAACCACUAAAGACUAUAGUCUUAAUAAAACUGGAGCGUCUGUUAGUAGAUAACCAACGUCUUGUAUAUCCAUAUGGGAUUGUGACAAGGGUGUCGGCAUAGGUAAAAGGAGAUUUUCAGAAGGAUCAGUUUAAAAUUGAAGUACAGGCAGAGGAAAAAACAAAUGCCUCCCUGUCAGCUUGGCUAUGCAGUUAUCUAUGCUGAUGCCCUAAAGAGGUGCGUCCGUGUCUUUGACACCAGUAGAGUCACAAUUUGAAAUAAAUGCAACCCAGAAAAAGAAGCACCUCUACUUGAUACCAAACCUUGAAGUUCCAGGAGGUUCUUUUGCAAUCGGAAGACUCAUUAAUGAGUGUCUCUGCAUACUGGGCAAUACCCUGGGGAUUAUCAAUCUGGAAUGAUGUCAGUGUAAUAAAAUAUUUAUCAUUUUGGCAGAAAACUGGAUUCAGUUUUUUAUCAAAAUAAAACUUAAGAUAAAGCACA
Polypterus senegalus (gray bichir) is the source of this 4390-nucleotide messenger RNA. RefSeq names its product WW domain binding protein 1 (gene wbp1). The transcript is spliced from 4 exons. The record is from RefSeq and is a predicted model, not a curated record. NCBI's taxonomy places the organism in Eukaryota, Metazoa, Chordata, Cladistia, Polypteriformes, Polypteridae. The coding region runs from base 223 to 1122 and encodes 299 amino acids.